AUGCAGGGUGGCAGAGGGCUAUCUGUAGCUGGGGGCUCACAUUAUGUUACUGUAACAUGCCCUGCAUGUCUGCAACCUGGGAAAAAUCUGCCAGACAAUUGGCAAGAUACUCCAAAGUCCAAAGGUUGGCUAUAUGAUCUGUUUCUGACAAUUGAUGCCAAUUUCUGCCUGAAAAGAUGGGCUGUGUCAUCUGACAAGACUGAUCCUAGCCUUUCACAAGGCUGGGCCUAUGUCAGAGAGGAGACAUCUUACAAGUCUUAUAUCUCAGACAGAGCUGGGAAUGUACAAGAGAAAAGCACAUGCUUGAAUCAUAAUGCCAUGAAUAUGGCAGAUACCAAGUUAUCUCAAGGACUUGCAGCAAUGGGAGUGGAGCUGAAAGGCAUUGCAAUUAUACAAGCAAGCGCACACUUGAGCUUGGCCCAGCUCAAGGCCAAGGAGCUUAAGCAUGAUGUAGAUCUUUUGCUUUACCCUGAUGUAUUGUCAAGUGUAAUUAUUGCAUCAGGCAUGGACCUUGAAGAAGAACAGCUGCACUUGAAGGUUAUUAUCGACAACACAGGCAUUCAUGCCACAGACUCACAGAAGUUGAGUGUCCUCCGCAUGUGGAUGUCUCUUCAUCAAAAGAUUGACUGCUGGAGGCAGACCCAACUUCUAUAUAUCCUGUCGGUGUGUUUGCUCGUCACCUCGUCAGCAACCAGUGGUCUCAACAAUACUGAGCUUACAAAGCUGUGGCUCCUGUCUGCAUUGAAUACCAAUGUUUGUGAUCCCCACCUCCAGCAUAUUGAGUGGGAGUUGCAAUUCACACAAGCUCAUGAUACUCUAGAAUCUCAGUGGUACUGA
Molecule: messenger RNA, 837 nt
Organism: Suillus fuscotomentosus
Lineage: Eukaryota; Fungi; Basidiomycota; Agaricomycetes; Boletales; Suillaceae
Exons: 6
Coding region: 1-837 (278 amino acids)
Source: RefSeq, a predicted model, not a curated record